Nicotiana attenuata is the source of this 4831-nucleotide messenger RNA. RefSeq lists its product as uncharacterized. The record is from RefSeq and is a predicted model, not a curated record. Gene Ontology annotation, molecular function: metal ion binding. NCBI's taxonomy places the organism in Eukaryota, Viridiplantae, Streptophyta, Magnoliopsida, Solanales, Solanaceae. The transcript has 6 exons. The coding region runs from base 324 to 4316 and encodes 1330 amino acids.
GUUUUUUCUUUUCCUUUUCUCAUUUUGUUUUUAUAUCCACUGCACUCUCUCUGUUUCUCUCUCUAGGGUUUUAACCCAGAAGAGGACUUCAAAAAUCUCGGAUGCGAAACUCGCUGGAUUUCAAUUCAGAUCGUCGAAAUCAGUUUAUAUUGACAUCUUCGGACCUACUAAUUCGUCAUUUGGUAUGCAUUGUUACAGUUUAUCUUUAAACGGGCUGCUGGAUGAGUUAAUUUGGUGAUCUGCACGUCGGAACUCCUCUUGGACCGCCAGGUGGGAUUGUGCACCCAAGAAUUGUUAAUUCUAUUGGUAGCUGGCUGUUUGAGAUGUAUGGUCAGAGUAACUAUUCCACUCAGAUAGGUCAAAAUGCUAAUAUGUCUAGGCCUCCAUUGCAGCAGUGGCCUCCUCCCCCUCCUCCCUCUGCCUCUCAGGCUCCACGUCCACCUAUGUUGCCACAUGGUUAUCCACCAGGACCACAAGUUGGUCAGCGUGGCCCUCCUACAUAUCAGCAUGCCCAUCAUGGUGUACGUCACCCUAGUCCACCUUUUCCAGUUCCAACAAGUGGCAGCAAUUCUAGUCAAUUUUAUGCACUACCUCCUCCUCCUCCUCCAUCAGCACAAGUUCAUAGAAGCUCCCCAAUGCAGCAGUCUCACCAAGUUCCCGUGCAGCAUUCGCAGUGGAAUCCUAGUAUGCAUCAUGUUGCACCUGUAAUAGCUCCGGGUGCUCCUAGAAUUCUUCCACCACCUCCAUCACUAGGUCAAACGCCUUAUAGAGGUGCAUUUCAUCAGCCAUCGCCAGACAGUAUGCAAGUUUUUCUUCAUAACCUUCCUCCUCCUCCACCACCACCACCACCUAGUUCACAGAACCCUGGUUUAUCCACACCUCCCCCAUUUGAUCCCUCCAUGCAUUUGAAAAGCCAUGAUUCUCAUGUACAACCUGCGGUUCUUGGUCCUCGGCCACCUUUGCCGCCUUCACCUCCUGGGGAUCCACCUCUUCCACCAUCUUCACCACCUCUCAUAUCGUCCACUGCGAAUACUAAUGGUGCUAAAGAUGAAGGGGCGUUUGAGCACGAUGGAGGGAUUGUUAACAGAGAAGAUUUUCCGGUAAAUAGUAAUUCGGCUUCAGAUCUUCCAUCUUCUCCUCCUAAGCCUGUAUCACUAGCAGUUCCAGGAGAAGCCUCAUCAGUUCAACUUAUUAAUUCAAUAAACUCAGCUCCAUCUCAUUCCGCUGCUGAUUCUGAUAUGGAGAUGGAAGAUGAUAUCACCCAGCUAGAUGAAGAUCAACAGAUCCAUCCCUUUGGGGCUGAGAAGCAGUUAAAGGAUAGCUUGGCCGAAGAUAUACUACAUCGAAAUUCAUCGUUCUGUGGGCCCUUGGAGCCAGAGGAACAAAGACAAGAUACUCCAUAUAGUGCUCCAUCAAGUUUUCAGGAGCCCUCUUCUGAGGCCAACGGUUUAAACAGGGAUAAUGUACCUGCCUUGGAUGAUCAUGUGCAGACAUCAUCUUCUAUAGAGAAAGAUAUGAGCCAUCCUAGUGUAUCACCCACUGAUAAGGGAGUUCAUCUUGAAAAUAGUAGCAGUCAGCUCAUGGAAGCUGCCAGUCCUUUUAGGCUUAUUCAAGGCUAUGCCUCGGAUGACAGUUUAGAUAAUGCUAGUGAGAGUUGUCAUGGAAAUCUUGGCCCUUUGACAGUUCCUCCACCUAGCGAAGUUGUUACUAUAACUGCCAAGACAGAUACCGGGAAAUCCCCCAUAUCUUCAGUUAAACCUUCAAAUUCUGUUCCCAAAGAUGAUAAAGAAUCUUGUGCUGCUGUAAAAUUUGAGGAUUCCUUUGAUAAUGGUGUUGGAAAUAGAUUAUCUUUGAAGACUGAUACUGCUAAUGAAGGACCUCAUAGGGAAAAUAUCUUGAGCGUUGAUGAUAGUGACAGUUUUGAUUUGCUUAGGGAAGAUGCGAAGGAUAAAUCUCCUAUGCGGAAGGUUGAUGAGUAUGGGAGAUUGGUUAGGGAGGGAGUAAGUGACAGUGAUUCUGAUGAUUCACCAAGGUAUAAGCGGAGACGUGGAAAAAGAGGAAGAAGCCGGAGCAGAAGCCGCUCUCCUUAUGAUAGGAGGAGGAGGAAGAGUCCACGGAAGAGACAGGAGAGGCGGGGUCGUUCUCGGAGCAUCUCUCCAAAGAGACGCAGAAGUAGAAGCAAGUCACCUUCUAGGCGUGGGUUAACUUUUGGUGGUGACAAAACGAGAAGGGACAGAGGUCAUCUCCCACAAUGUAAAGACUUCCUUCGAGGCAAGUGUUACUAUGGAGCAUCAUGUCGAUAUUUCCAUGCUGAGCUUGACAAGAGUGGUGGAUCAAGAUCAUAUAGGAGCAAACAUCAGCACCAAGAUCUUCCGCCUAUUUCAAAGGAUUCUGAUAUGCACGAUUUAAAGGAUCUGGAUGAUUUAAAGGAUUCUCAUGCGCAUGAAAAUAUUGGUACUACUCUCGAGAAAUCGGUCCACAAUCAUGAUAAAUCCCAAAGCCAAGGUAUUCCUGCUAUGGAAGUGAGAUAUAUGAAAGAACCUGAACCUACUUCUCAGCUUUAUGGGAAAGAGAAUCAAAUGGAACAUACUGUGAGUCCAGUAAUUGUUGCUGAAGGGCAGAAGCUUCCUGGUGAUGAUGCUACCGGGGAAAUUCCCUCUUCAGCUGGAACUAUGGGAAUUCAUCAGUUUGAAGAUCAUGUCUCUGGUCAGAUGCUCCUAAAUGUGGAUGAGAAACUUAAAGAGAACUUUGAUUCGUCUGUUCCGGAGUCAUCAUCUGUGCAGACAUCAUCAAUGGUCACACCCGUCCAGCUUCCUCAAUUUGCAUCUGCCCAGACAGCACCCUUAUCAGCUUCCUUUUCUUCACUUCCGCAGGCUUCAAGUACUGCAUUUACUCAGCAGAUGCCCAGAGAUCACAACUUGCCCCCACCAUUUAAUUCUGCAUAUAUGGAAAGUGUUCCUCUGUAUCAAGCUCCAUUUCCUCAUCAACCGUCUCCAUUCGCUGUACCUCUGAGUUCCUCUUGGAAUUCUCUUCCACCACGUCCAGCACAGUCACAGCCACCACAUCCUCCAUUUGUGAACGACUCCUCUGGAAAUGCAGCUGGUGGACAACAUAAUGUUCCUCGGGGACAUUUUCAACCAAAUAUAGUAGUUCCAAGGAAUGAGUUCUAUUCGAGCUCAUUGCCUAAUAUUCCUCAAGGUGGUGAACAUCAUGCUUAUCUGCAGACUCAACCUAUCUAUUCUAGGGGUUCACCAAAUAGACCACCAGCUUUCCUUGGCGAACGUCUGCCUGUUGGUGAACUUCCUGUUCCAUCUUCUACGAGUUACCCUUACAUGCAACAGCCGCACUGUGGUCCUCAGACAGCUGGUAUUUCUCGACAUCUUGUUGAGCCUGGAGGUAGUUCCUCUAUGUCAAGGUAUUCAUCUGAUUCAUUAGACCAGAAUCAAGCUCCUCGGUUGCCUGACUUUGUUGGAUCCAGAAUUUCAAGUCAUUUCAACCCUUAUGCAUCUACAUUUGACCAGCCACUAACCACGAAAUUCAGUUCGGAUCUUUCAAUACAUGGAAGAGAUAUGCUCCCUAGUAAUAAAUACGGUGCAUUUAGUUUGAGCAAUAUGCCAAUUGAUGGCCAUCAUGCAGAAAACCUUGGUUCACGGAAUAUGACCCCACCAUCUGCCCGUGCAGCUGGAGGAAUGUUCAACCAGCCAGGUGGUAACCAGUAUGACCCACUUUACGACAGCAUAGAGCCAUCUACUAGCUCACUUAAGAAGUCUGAUCCUGGUCAAAAGCUUGAAGUAACUGAUGGCUCGGGUGGUAUGUUAAAGCUCAGUGGAUCCAAUGAACCACUGGAUGUUGAAGUAAACAAGAGGCAAAAAAGAGGUGGAGCUAUUGCAUUUACCGCAUCAGCAGAAAAUGAUGAAUUUGGUGAGACUGCUGAGGCAGAGGUAGGUGCUGUUGAGAAUGGAAGUCCGAGCGAUUCCAGUGAUGGGGAAGAUGUCCCUGCAGGAGAGAUUGAGAUCGAACAGGUAAAGCCAUCUGGGGAGAAAAAGAAAAGUAAGGAUUCCCGAUCUAUGAAGCUUUUCAAGAGUUCAGUUGCUAAUUUCGUAAAAGAGCUGUUAAAACCAUCAUGGCGCCAAGGUAAUAUGAGCAAGGAGGUGUUCAAGACCAUAGUCAAGAAAACUGUUGACAAGGUCUCUGGAGCUAUGAAAAGUCACCAAAUACCCAAGUCUAAGGCAAAAAUCGACCAUUACAUUGACUCAUCACAGAGGAAAUUAACUAAACUGGUCAUGGGCUAUGUUGAUAAAUACGUCAAGGUAUAACUGUCAGUUUGUGGGCUGUUCCAGUUGGCAACAGCAGUUAUUUUGCUGUGGUAUUUGUCAUUGCGGAUGCCGCUGCGCCACAGCAUACAACUACUUAUGCUUUGAAACAAAGUCUUUCCUGAUGAGCAGUGAGAGUUGCAUUGCUGCUUAGGGAUAAAAGCUCAUAUGCACGAGUAUGCCCAAAAAAUUGAUGCCUCCAAAUAUUUCCUGAAACGAGAAACGUGGUAUUUGGGAUUACUUUGCCAACAUCUACAAUCAAACCCCAAAGUGUUGAACCCUGUAUGAAGUGUUUUAUCUCUGCAGAUGAAGUACGAGGUCUAGACCUCAGCAGCACAUUGAGAAGGGCAAAAUGUAUGUAUUAAGUUUCUUUUUAGUUUAGUUUUGUUUCCUCAAUAUAUAUCCUUGUUGAAUGGGUGUUGUGUAUACGAAUAUUAAUAGCAAGCCUGUUAUUGAUUUUUUCUGCGUCAUUGAUAUUCCCAGAAUAUUAAUAGCAAGCCUGUUAUAGUUUUGUUUCA